Molecule: messenger RNA, 9024 nt
Organism: Anopheles funestus (African malaria mosquito)
Lineage: Eukaryota; Metazoa; Arthropoda; Insecta; Diptera; Culicidae
Gene: htk
Product: mucin-19
Exons: 8
Coding region: 442-8091 (2549 amino acids)
Biological process (GO): regulation of transcription by RNA polymerase II
Cellular component (GO): nucleus
Molecular function (GO): transcription cis-regulatory region binding
Source: RefSeq, a predicted model, not a curated record
CAAGACCGUCCAUUUUUGCGAGGCACAAAUUUAGCUGGGAAAGCUGGUCCUGUUUUGAUGCUACGCAACCGAGACGAGGUGUUGUGGUCAACCCGUAACCCUUUUACGCGCGUACACAAUCGCAUACCAUUAACCAUGGUAAGCAUACUGAGAGAGAGUGGCAGGCGGGCGUAAGUGACAAAAUUCGCCAAACAUCAUAAACGAAUUCGGUAAAGGAAAACAAAUUGCGCGUCCACAACAUUACCUGCAAGGUUGGCACAGUCCGGUGAAAAGGGCACGCCAACAGCUCAACAACAUCUGUACUGCUGUGGUUCCAAAGGAAACAACAGCACAGGAAGUGGAGAGGAACCAUAAUAUGCACCUACCCAGCUUAUCAGUGAACGCGUAAAAGUGGCGAUUGUCAGCGAUAAUUUGAGUUUUGAGCGCUAUUUCCUCCAGAAGAUGCAGCAAGUAGACGAUCCCCCUUAUUUGACUGUAGGAACGGAGGUUAGCGCCAAAUACAAGGGGGCAUUCUGCGAGGCCAAGGUACGCAAGGUCGUGCGCAACAUCAAAUGCAAGGUCGCGUACAAACAGCAGGGUCUCGGGUCUGGUGUUGUCUCCGAUGAUCAGAUCAAGGGGGCUCUCCGGGUGGGUGCGACGGUCGAGGUGAAACAUCCGGAGCGGAAGGAAUACGUGGAGGCAACGCUAACCAAAAUCCAGGACUGUUCGCAGUACACGGUGGUGUUCGAUGACGGCGACAUUACGACGCUUCGACGCAGUGCGCUGUGUCUGAAGAGUGGCCGGCACUUCAACGAGAGCGAAACACUUGAUCAGCUUCCGCUCACACAUCCCGAGCACUUUGGGAAUCCGGUCAUAGGUGGACGCAGGGGUCGUAGAUCACGGCAUCUUCUACCGGACGAAAGCUCCGAUGAGGAAGACGAACCAACAACCCACUCCCGUUCGAACGCCAGCGAUAAAGAGGAAAACAUCGGUAAAGUGGUGUGUGUGGAGACGAGCGAUAAUAAGAAGAAAAACCCGAAAGAAAAUUGGUUUCCCGGGCUUGUGGUGGCUCCGACCGCCCAGGACACGGUGCGGAUUCGGGUGAAGGACGAGUAUUUGGUGCGCUCGUUUAAGGAUGGUCGGUACUACACCGUGCCGAAGAAAGAAGCCACCGAGUUUACGCGUGACAGUGUAAACAGGUCAGAAGCAGCCGCCGUGUCGGCAGCAAUUGAGUACAUGGAUAAUGAUGUACUGCCGCCGCACUGGGACCGGGAAGCAUUGUUCGGUACGUCGGGUAGCUGCAGCGAUUCGGAUCAGGAGCUCGAAACGGAUAGUUCGGAUGAUGAGCCUACCGAAGAAAAAGAUCAUUUUGUGGCACAGCUGUACAAGUUUAUGGACGAUCGGGGAACGCCACUGAACAAAGCGCCAUCGAUCACGAAUCGGGACGUCGAUCUGUACCGUUUGUUUCGUGCUGUUCAAAAGCUACACGGUUACAAUCGAGUCACGACCCAGAAUCAGUGGAAGCAGAUCGCACUACGGUUGGGCUUCUCGCCUGCCACGGCCAGCAUUACCAAUCUGGUGAAGCAGGCGUACAAAAAGUUUCUGUUCUCUUUCGAAGAGUUCAACCGCAAGCUCGGAUGCACGAUGGUACCACACCCGAAAACGAGUCGCACGAAGGGCCGCAGUCUGGUACGGGCCAGCUCGGUACAGUCGCCAAAGCUGGCAGAAAAAGAAAAGCUACUAACGGCAAAAGAAAAGGCAGCAUCGGCCGCGGCAGCAGACGCGUCUGCAAAGGCAUGCAAUUCAGUAACAGCAAUCGCGGAAGCCUCUAAUUCAGCAGUAGAAGAAUCUGGCAAUACGAGUGAAUCGAGUACAACGGAAAGUGCCGUACUGAGACCGAACAGCACCAAGCGAAAAGUUGGCGGCGGCAAGGUUAAAGCGUUGGUAGAUAAAUUCGAGGAAAAAGAAAAGGAACGGGAGAAGGAGAAAAUGUCUGCAAAAGGUGGCGGUGAAAGUAGCGGAUCAUCCGGCGGUAGCAAGAAAGAGGAUGUUGGAAGCGCUUCCGCUGUGAAGAAGGAAAAGGUCGCGGCGAAGGCUAAGUCCGUUGAACCGGUGAUCGAGAAACGGGGUCGUAAAAGAAAGGACGCUGAUUCGGUGGACUCGAAAAAGGAUGACCGGGAAAACACAACCGGAACUGGUGGUGGUAGUGCGAGUGGUACAGAGCGCAGCAUUAAGCUGGAGAAACAAUCGACCAGCAGUAGGAAAGAAGAAGGUGUGGGUAGUGUUGUUGGUGGUGGUGGUGGUAGUGGAGGUGGUGGAGGUGGUGGUGGAAGUGGUGGUGGAGGUGGUGGUCCACCGGGAAGUGGAGGUGGCGGAGGAGGAGGAGGAAAUGGAUCUGGACCGGGAUCAGCCAGUAUGCACGGUGGCAGUGGUAGAACCAUUAGCCCUGUAAGUGGAGUAGCUGCUGGGACCGCAGUUCCCGACUUCCCAAUCGAGGUGGGUGAUAAGCUAAAGGUGUAUUACGAUGAGCAGAAGGUGACGUACGAAGCGAAGGUGAUCGAGAUCGCCAAACAGGAAGGAAAUCCCAUCUAUCUGGUACACUACACCGGUUGGAACACGAGGUACGACGAAUGGGUUCGCAAAGAACGUAUUGCGGAGAAUUUAACCAACAGUAAAACUAAGAAAGGAAAAUCGUCCACCAACACGCCAACGGGCAGUGGUGGAUCGACAAGUAAGGGACCAUCGGGAUCGAGCACUACGCCGGGAGAUAAAACUCCGAAAGUUGCAAAACGCAGCCGUGGUAAUUCUAAAGGUGAACAGAGCAGUGGUCCCGGAGGAAAUUCUACGCCACGUUCGACGACUCCCAAUGUUGGACGGAAUAAAUCACCAGCCACACCGUCCAACCGGAGACCACUGACGCGUGGUGGAUCGUCGGCUGCUACGGGAUCGUCCCUUUCGGCUUCGGCCGCCGCUGCUGGUAGGCGCACGUCCAACAAUACGGACAUUUCGUCCUCACUGUCUGUUCCGACCGAUCCGGACAAUACCAGCGACACCGAUUCGGAUGAACCGAUGCUGAAAAAGUGCACCACCAACAGCACCUCGUCGACCACCUCGUCCAACUCGUCGAUUUCCAUCUCAUCAACGAGCACGAAAGUAAGUACAACGGCCGAGGCCGGUUCGUCGUCUGACGCCGCGGCCAUAUCGGACGAGUUUUCCAACGGAGCAUCCAAGGGUGGUGGUGGUGGUGGUGUUGUUGGCGGUGUUGGUGGUGGUCGUGACUAUGAUCUCAAUCAAAUACGUUCCGAAUUGAAGGGCUUCAAGGAACUGAAAUCACCUGGAUCGCCGGCAUCAGACACAACAACGACCACAACCACAACUGCUGGCGCAGGAGAAGGACCCGCAUCGGCGUCCUCCGUUACGGAUGUGCCGAAACAUCUGAUACCGAAGCAGGAACCGAACAUGCACACAAGGAGUAGUUCCACCGAAGCGAAGGAAACGCUUUCGAGCUCUAGCACACCGCUGGCCACGAUCAAGAAAGAGCUGACUGCUUCAGUGGCAGUGAAAGAGGAAGAAUCUACCGUAACCGAGGAGGACGACGAACCGGGAAAGUCGUCCGAAUCGGAAACACUCAGCGAAGAAGACUCUUCGCAGUCUUCCAACAAGGCAUUCUCCAGCUCACCAAUUACAACGAUGGUCGAUUCAGACACAGCCGAAACACCGCUAGCAGCGGGGCUAGUGAUGAGUCCCAAGAUAUUAGCCUCGCCUCCACCGAGCUUGGAGUGCGAAGAUUCGUCAUCCACCGAACCUUUAAUAACAGUAGCUAACAAAGCAGCGGAUGCCAAGGCAUCUCUGGAAAAGGCUGCAGCAAGCGCUAAAAAGGACGCGGUCGAUGCAGGGCCAGCUGUUGAAAAAACAGCCACCGGGUCAGGCUCGGUUGGGAAACCACCAAUUAAAACAUACGGUACGGCAGCAACUAUCAUUGCCAACUCGGAAAAGAUGGCAUUCUGUACGGUGCGUGAUGCGAGCACGGAAAACGAAUUGAAACCACAACUCGCUGUGCCAACGCAAGCGAAUGAUUCUGUGCUAGAAUCACCGUCGAAGAAUAAUUCGACGAUUGCAUCACAGGCAGCAGGAGUAUCACCCUCGCUAUCGGCACGAUCGAAAACAGUAGCGACGGAGGACAAAGCUACUGUGGCGGGUUCUAAUAUGACAUCACCAUCUACAACCAGUGGUCGCACAAAUGCCAGCUCUUUAAUGACACCUGGUAAAGCUAGCUUUGGUUCGUCCCCAUCGGCUACUGCAGGAAAUAGCAAAGAUGACUUGGCCGUCACGCCACCGCAAGGUGUCAUUAUCGCUGCCGGAUCUAGCGCGCGAGCAAUAAAGUCGCCAAAAUCUUCCCCUUCAACAACAUCGUCAAUAUCUUCAUCUGGCACCGCCGCACCAGAUGACAGCAAGAUCAAUCCCUCAACCGUAUCUCCGGUCGGACCAACGAACACUCUGUCCCAAACGACCACUUCCUCACCGCAUGCGGGAGGUUUCAGUUCGUUACGCGCGGAAAAGAAGCAGUCAAUCGUUCAACAUUCUGGACCGGGAACAACAGCAACCGGAAUGGAAAGGAAAUUUACACUUGGCAGAGAAGGUACCUCCGCCUUUUCAUCGCCGGCAAGCUCUUUAUCCGCGCAAUCCGCGCUUUCCGCUGCAGCUCCUGCAGCUACUACCUUGAAGCAUGGCAGUUCCGGUUUGCUUGGGGAGAAAAAACACUUUUCCUCGUCGACGUUAACACCGGCACAAAAUAAACUGCUCAGCAAGGAAGCGCUGUCCAUUAAGUCACUGUUUGAAUCGACAGCUAAUCGGAUGGAAGAAAAGAUUUCUGACGUGUACGAAUUUGAGGAUGAAUAUGACGAUCCGACCGAUACCGGGAGCGGACCGAUGGGAGUUGUGGGUGCUGCUAUUGGUACACCCGGAUGCGGAACAGGUCCCCGUAAGCUUGUAUCCGAUGUACCACCUGCCGAGGUAGUUAACUCUCUUUCGCUAACCUCCUCGACAGGAUCAUCGUCAUUGGGCGGUCCAUUUGGAGAUGAGAAAAGAAAAAAGCCUUUGCAACGGAAAACAAUGGCCGUCGCAGUGGAUCCUCUGGACACAUCUAACUACGGAACCGGAAGUUAUAGUGGGGCUUUAAAGCGGGCGAAGAAGCCUUCGCCGAUUAAAACCGAACCUGCGGGUGUAGAGAAUAAGUCACCGAAAGGAUCGGGCAUAUUACGCCGCGAGCCUAAGGACAAGGAAGAAAAGGAUCAGAAGCUUCCAGUGGAUGGUGAAUCUGGCACAGUGGUUGCGGAGGCACCUCGUCAAACGACAAUUUCUUCAGUGGAUCCACCUAAAGAAAAGGUUGCUCCUAAAACGACAUCACCUGUAGUUACUACCUCUUCUCAAGCAGGACUAACGACCGCUUUUGUACAGACGCCUGUAAAAAGUGACUCGACUUUUGAUGUGUUACGAAAAUCUCCAAGCUUCAAUUUGGUGACCCCCGGGCCUCUGGGAAGUAAGGAAGAAACUUUUAAAUCGCAGGAAGAUAUCGACACAAAACCUGCUCCACCGCCAUUGCCGGCAACGACAACGCCUGGGAUAUUCACGCCAGUUAUUUCAGCUUCCUCGAUCGGAAGUGGUGGCGUAAACGAGCGAUCAAUUUCGUCGGUGCUUUAUCCGCACGGUAAAGGUCCAUCUACUUCCGUCCUGCUAGCAAAGGCUGGUGACGAGAGUCAAAAAGAGGAACCGACGUUGGAGAAUUGCAAAAAAUACUUCAACGAUAUGAACUUUGAAUUCGACGCUCCGACCGUGAAGAAACCACCGUCGAUUGCGGACAAGGUGCUGAAGGCAUUAAGUGAACAGCAACAGCAGCAGCAACAACAACAGCAGCAAACGGUAAAAUCGGAAAAACCAGACUUUCCGAAGUAUAUGACAAGUUCGAUGCAUCACCAUUCGCUACCCAGCACACCGAAAUCGAUGAUAAACAGUGGAUUGUUGUCUUCACCGGCAAUGGAAAGCGGUACACCGAUGUCUUUCGCAUCCACAGUGCAUCCAACGAUCAAAUCGGAAUCCAUCAGCAGCGGUGGUAACAGUGCCACCGUAGUGUCUUCCUACACAACACCUAUGAUGGCUAUAAAUCACCCACCAAAACCGGGAUCCGCGGGUGGAAAUGAAGCACCACAGUCAGGCAAGUUGCUCGAAGCAAUGAAGAUGGAACCGGAAGAUUCUCACAUCUCCACGGCAAAGUCAUCCCCGAUCAGUACCGAUUCGAAAACCACCACCAAUCAACCGCAAGGCUUAUCGUCUUCCGGUAAUGGUGGGGUUCAGAAGAUACAGGCGCUUGAGCAAAUUCCCACAUCCCGAAGUAACGAUCUAACUGAAUCACUUCGAAAGCUAGAUCCAGAUCCACGGUUUAUUCACGACGAUGAAUCUACGGACAGUAACGAUUCGGAACACCGGCUAAUCAUUGAGGAUGCCGAAUCGCAAGGCAGUGGUGAACCUGCAACCGGAAGUGCGAUGGUACACUCGCAAACUAUUGUAACGAACUCCGUCGUGCCCAGUACGGCUGCGGUGAUCGUCCAUUAUGAGAGCAAACAGACCACUUCGGUGAUAUCGGCCAAGAAGGAGCUGUUUGAGGAAAAACCACGAUCAGCUACAGCUUCCAUUACACUCGAGAUGGCUUCAGCUGCAUCGGCCGCAGCUGUUGCAGCGGUUGCCGAUAAGGAAAAGCUCAUCCUAAAGCAAGACCGGAUUGCUCCGACGGAUCCGUUAUCUUCUUCGUCGCAUGUGAAGGACGAUACUACCAAAUCAUUCUCUGGCGCACCUACAGCGUCGUCGGAAAAGAAGACAAUAGGUGGUGCAAAGCAAAGCCUUCUAGAGACAAUCAUACAGAUGAACACCGCCAGCCGCGGUAUGAGUUCUGAAGAGUACUUGAUGCACAAGGUACAUGAACAGCAGCCACCGAUACAACAACGCGUCAGCGCUGAUAGUGAAGGUCGUACGGAUGUGUCCUUCGCAACUCAGAAGCAACUUGACAGCAGUGUCGUUCCUGCGACGGCAUCCGUCAUAACGUCUACGGGAUCGAACGAAUCAUUAGGAUCAUCCACGCUUUCUCUCAACCCCGAGGAUUCACCAACGCAAUCGCUACACUAUCUUCAAUCACAAUCACAAUCACAGGCUCCAAACAAUGAAUCGCUGUCGUUGCUACUCUGCGAGGAAACGAUUCCAGGCUCUCCCGCACCGAAAGAUCACGAUCGAUUGCCACCGUCUACAGUCGGGCGUAAGGUGUAUGCCGAGACACCGCUGGCACCUGCUUCAUCAGUAUCAUCAUCAUCCUCUUUCAUACCGCCACAAAACAUUCAAACCGCCACCGAUCUGAAACCUGUUCCGAUGGAUCUAGAACCACCGGUGGUGACGAUAACGAUCGGUGGUAAUACGACGAUCAGCAGUACCAGUCAAAGUGGACAGACCGGUGGAGUGGGAUCGUUCGUUUCCAAUCUCCAGCAGCAACAGCAAUCAUUAAGAAGUAAAGGAACUUCCGGCGGAGGAGAAUCCACCGCCGAUACCCCGAACAGUUCUCCGAGGGAUUCGGUUAGCCAAGAUGAAACGCAUGAUCAAGAAUCGUUGUCACCGAUGAAAAAGCGCCGUCAACGAAAACCGAGCGAAGAACCAACGCUCAAACGUCGUCGCACGGGUAACACCAGCCUGGGUGGCUAUGGCUUUGGAAAUAAUGGUUCAAACACUAGCUAUGGCCGUAAUCAACGUGGUCUUACUACAAGCAAUGCAACCGACAGUGAGGACAACUCAGACAAUUUAGCGGCAUUCCACCGAUCGUCCUCCUUGAUAUUUGUUGGCAGCAAAACCGGGCGUCCCUGUCAGUACAAUUUCCUGGUCAAUUUAGAUCCAUCCCUAAAUAGUAAUCACCGGAUAGGGAUAAUAAGGAAAAAGAUCCAAGAGUUGCGCAAAACGUACAACGCGAUCAAGGCCGAGCUGGCGAGUAUCGACCGAAGGCGCAAGAAGCUUCGCCGACGGGAGCGAGAGAACAAGAAGCAAGCCAAACUGAACAGUGCCAGCGCCGGUAACAACUAAGAAGCGCGCUGUCGAUAGUUUCUUUCCUUUUUGUUUCUUUCCCUUUUUUUCAGUUGUUUUAUUUCGUCCCUUGGGCUUUCAGAGCUGAAUGGCAGCACAAUUAUUAGCACCACGAAGAGAAAGGAAGGCUUGUACUUCUGGCAUGAAUGUACAAUGCGCUAUAUGCUCCAGGUUUAGGUUUACACGUGAACAUUUAGAAAGUUUCGAUAGCCGGCGCUUCUACACGCUGGUGAAAAUUUAUUUCAGAUCUAUUUUCGAAACAAUUUUUUAUAUGAUUUUAAUUUUAUUUGUUGUUCUAGUGUUGAUAGGAUUUUACAGAAACCGUACAUUGAAUUAGCGAAUUUAUUUCUACUUUUAUACUUAUAAUAUUUGCUAUUUCCUUACCGUGUUGUUGACUCGUAGCGCUAUUAAGCCUUCAGAGUGUGAAUCUAGGAAUUUAGGAUAUACAUAGUGAAGUAACAGUGAUUUCGUGUAAAUUAUAUAUCAGGAUCGAACCAGCAAGUAGUAUUUCAAACGCUCAUUUCCGUGUUCAUAUCAUGGAAAGCCAAUUUUAAAGUAACAUGCGUAGAUGAUAGAGCACACCCAACAGUGCUAAUGAAUUAUUUGACUAGCGAAGAAUUCAAAACAGAUCUUUACAACCUGCAGCAAUAGCACGACGGUUGGCGGUUUACUGUAAAGAACUGCUGAUAUGUGAGGGAAUGCACUCUCUGCAGAGGAAGGGCUAUAGUUCAUUGCGGCUCUUCUGUGCUGUAAGUUAUAUUUUUGCUUAAAACGCUACUUCCCGUAAGGGACAUUAGUUUGUAUUCAUCUUAAGGUGUGCAAUGAGACGUGUACAGUGUAUUGUGAAUCCAGAAAAGAUGCCGUAAAAGAUGCCCACCAGUGGACAGCACUCCUACAGCAUCAUUAAAUACAAGAAUAUGAACACAGAAUUAA